AUGGCGACCUCAGGAAGCCGGGGGAUUCCAUCCCCGCCAGGAGGUCCCUUAAGUACGCAUUGCAGCCCCCAUGUUCUCAGAUCGCCCGCUUCUGGAUUGGCAGGGGCGGCCCGCUUCUGGUCCCCAAACGAUGUGAGGCAGGCACGCGGAAGACAGCUUCCAGACAUACAAAUGAUGCAUCAAAGCCUACAUUCCAGCACUCAAAGUCCACCAUUUCUGCCGCUGGGCCCCAACAAACCCCUUGUUCGACAUGGAUCCCCGGCUCAGGCUGCUGGUACGGUCGGCAUGACUCAGAGGGCACAAAUGCAAGCGCCAGCAAGCCAAAAUCAACAGCAUGCCCAGCUGCUGUGGCGUUCAAUGACUCCUGCGAGUUUCGUGUACAGCUGUUACCGCCCAAGGCAGACCGCUGCACGCCAUUCUAGCACGGGGACUAGACUUAGGUCAAAGGAAAGUACCACAGUGGAGGCUCAACCCGUCCAAGAACGGCCCACGCAUCAGCCUAAUGGACCCAACAUUACCAACAACUUUUGGCCGGGCGUGUGGGCACGUCUGGCUGACAAGACGCACCAGCUUGUUGCACCGCAGCAGAAGCAGUGCCCUGGACCACUUGUGACGCAAUGCAAUAAUGAGCUGCCGUGCGCUCUCAACACAGGAAGGGUAUCAUCUCUUAAGCCCCAGCUCAAAAAGCCUCCUGGUAGUACCCCUGCAUACGCGCUACCUACUGGACAUGCCGGUAAGGAGCAGUGCGUGCCACAUAUUCCCCAGCAUUCAGUCCGAGGGAAGUCGCCGUGUGCAUAUGGCUGGAGACCACUCUCCGUACCUGCUCAGAACCACAGCAGGCCCCGUCAACCGGCUGGCAUGGAAAGAGCAAGACCUUCUGGACCUCAAAGAGGAGUUGUUGCGGGAAGCCUCAACGCUGUAGGUGCUUCGGAAUCUCAACGAGCACAGAAUGAUGUAAAUUCAAACCGCUCUGCUAGCACUCCACCCGUCUCUGGGCGUCAAUCUCCCAGCCUUGCCACCCGUAUCUGGUCUUUGUUUCGGGCUCCCACAGAGCAGAGAGCUGCGUACGAAUCAGUAGCUGCGCAGGGCUCUCCACCAGAUGCAAGGCUGCGGUCAGGGAGCGGCGGCGCACGCCGAGUUGUUCCAACAGUGAACCGGGCCCACGCACCGCAAGAUAUCUCGAACCAAAUACUCCUAGGAUGGGUCGGAAAUCAGCAGGAAAUUCAACACGCCCCGGCGAUAAAUUUGCAACGGUCGCGUCCUCCAUCUCCCACCCUGCAUUUUCGACAGAGUCCAAAGCAACAGCUUCCAACGGUAGCUUCACAUGCGGCCACAAGGGGAAAUAUAAUGCAAAAGCAGGAGCUGCAUGGGCAGAAAUUGUCCCCAAACACCCCAUAUGCGAUGCCAGGAUGUCAAGAAGGCAACUCAAAUGAUUGGGGCUUCGCCAAGGUGCCAUUUCCUCCACAACACCAGCAAGUAGCCCAGCACUCCCAGCACCACGUGCACUUCCCAACCCUUCCAUUCCAGCCUUCUCGGCAGCUUGACUUGCAGCUGCAGAGGGAGCACUUUCUUUGGCAGCAGCAGCAGCUUCUGCAACAGCAAAAAGAGGUGCUCCAACGGCAAAGAGAGAAGCUGAUGCAGCAACAGCUUUCUUUGCAGCAGCAGAGGCAGCGAACUCUUGUGCAAGCUGACAUUAUGCCUCAGACAGUAGAGCAAGGCGCAAUGCCUCAAAAAGGUCGCCCCCACUCUCCACAUCCCAAACUCUCUGGCCUAGCCACGAACGCUCAUGCACAUAGGGUGAGUCCAUCUGUAAACAGCUCCACGAGCUCAGACACCAUAUCUGUCGGGGCUGAUGAAGGUUCGAACCACGAAAAGCCCAAAGAACACGCAGAGUGGCUGGAAUCUAAAGAAAAACCUUUGCAGAUCCCCACGACAGCUCAUCUGCAAGCGGUUACUGCCGAUGUCGAAAGGCAGCAAGAAUCACCCGCACCGCCACCACCACUGGAGUGGAAAAUAAGCGAGUCUGAUGAAGCUUCUACUGGCUCCCAGGGCAAUGCUCCGUCUGACAAGGCAGAGAACAGGAAAUUGAGUUUUACAGCGGUUGGUGGCAGCAUGGAGCAGCGCUUGAAGCUUAAGUGUGAAAUUAUCGGAGACCCUGGGGCAACGCUUACUAAAUCAGCGUUGCGUCGAGGAGAAAGGAUUGACGGCCAACUUCUUACUGAGUCAAGUCCUCCUGCAGACGCCUUAUGCACUGUUAAGAUGAGCGGAAGCCUGUCAAGAGAAGAGGCCAGAGUUACAGAUCAGUCCCAAGACAUCCGUAGAGGGCAGGAGCCUAGGGAUACAGCGAGGACAGAAGGGCAGUGCCCACUAUCAGACGAACGUAAAGCAGCAGCCCAUGCAGCGGCAUUUGGUGAAAAUAACGCAUUGAUUGGAGCACACAUCUGUGGUGAGGAUCACAUCACUGAACAGCAGUUAGAAAAUGCGCCUCAAUGCAAACCAUCGCAAGGACGACGCAUUCAAGACAGAUUUAAAGUUGGCCCCCAUGAUCUCAUCCCGGUAGGCCCUUUUAUAUCGGCGAUUUCCUAUACAAACAACAGCAGACACGAAGGCGAAGGCUGUGCCACCAUUGAUGAGUGCACUGAGGACUCCAGCUAUAUAGAGGCCUACUUACCCAUAAAGUCUCUUGCAGAACUCGAGAGCUUUGAUAAGGGCCAAGGGGCUGAAGACCUUUUAGACGUACGCCGAGACAUCGUUGGGUGUGGGACUUACGGCGUUGUGCGGAAGCUGAGACAUCGAAAAGGUGGCUUUGCAGUGGCUGUCAAGAGCAUUCAGAAAGAAACCGUAGUUCGGGCCGGCAUGGUGAACCAAGUGGAAUUUGAGCUUUACGUGCAAAGGGAUCUGUUACGCCACCAGAAUGUGCUGCGCUGUUUCUCUUGUGUCGAAGAUGCUCAGUAUCUCCACAUGGUUCUGGGUUAUUGCGAUCAAGGGGACCUCUAUCGACGAAUUCGGGAGCAGCCGAACAGGCGUUUUUCAGAGCUUGAGGCGUUCUGUUUUUUCGCUCAACUAGUCAACGGCCUACACUGUGUUCAUUCUAGUGGGAUAAUUCAUAGAGACUUGAAACUGGAAAAUCUCCUACUUACGAAGGGAAAUAUACUCAAAAUUGCAGACUUCGGCUGGUGUGGUUCCAUUGUCGGUCACAAUCGAAGCUAUAGCUUCUGCGGAACCCUCGACUACCUAGCGCCUGAAAUGGUUAAAGGCCAAGGACAUGACUGGCGCGUCGACUUGUGGAGCCUAGGGGUUCUCUUGUAUGAGCUUUUAGACGGAAGGCCUCCUUUUCAGUCGACACGGCACUUUGAGCUGGUCCAGCGGAUUGUGACGGUUGAUAUUAGAAUGCCCAGCCAUGUGAAAAAGGACGCCGCUGAUUUGAUUGAGAAGCUGCUGAAGUAUAACCCAAGCGACAGGUUAUCACUAGUUGGCGUCGCCCAACACCCCUGGGUUUUCCGAAUGUGGAAAGAGCUACAGAUACAAAUUCUACAACAAAACCCUUAUGUAGAUUUGGAAGCAUUGGUGCCUGUGGUGCCCACUGUCUUCGCUGAAGUUGACCCGGGGCCAACAACAUUCCCUGUCCUACCAAAUAUCUCUACACCAACAGACAAGAACCAAGAGGGGGAAGUGGGCAACUGCAGCAAAGUUCCAGUUGGCAAGGGAUCUGGAGAGUCCAUAAGGAAUGGAACAUCGCGUUUGACUGCGAGAUCUCCAGCCAUCCACACCCGCCAAUACCAAGCUGGUGAGCAGACUUCAAGCUUUCUUUCAACGAGCAGCCGAAAACACUUCAACAAGUUGAGCCUCGAUCGUCUUUCGCGAGGCAGCUGCAGCGGAAGGGCCAAUCCAGACCACUCAGCAGAAAGAACGACAAGGAAGGGACCAUCCACCCACAGGAAUUCAUGCACUUCUUCCCAAGCUCAACCACGCCGUCCGACUUUUCCGAAAGCAACACCGUCCCCAACACACAUCCGUUCAGCGAGAAGCACAAGCAAAGGCCCUGGGAACAUUGCUAUAGACCACGCAUUGAUGCCGGAGUGCCCCGGUGCAGCGGAUACUUCGUCGCCUCAUAUUGCCCAAAAGAAAAAUAUGCUGAAGGCGCGGCACCCACUGUCAACUCAAAAAAGCAAAAGCCGAAGAGCACCUUUACUUGAUCAAUCGUUUGAUUUGCCAAGUGCCACCAGGACAACAGAAACCUCUGAGACCAGUCCUCUCCCCUCGUCAAUUGCAUCCACCGCGUGUUCACCCAAAAGUGAACCUAGUGGGAAGCCGCAGCAGCGGCUGGCUGGAUUCAACGACGCUAAAUCUGUCUUCGAUGGCCAUCCACAAAAUCAACAGGGCCUCCCUGUGAACUGGCGUGCCAAAUCAGUUUCUAAUAGAAAGUCGGAGCUUCAAAUUGGAGACGGGGUCAAAGCGAAUGCGCUAGCUUCACGUCAUGGUGUAACUUUUUAUCAAAAUUCGCAUCCACAAGACGCAGCAUUUAAGUGCACCACCCUGGACACCGCAGUCGAAGUCUUUCCGGCAGACAACGACGCAACGUCACUACCGAGUCUCAAAAAAGUGCGAAGCGUAUCGACGAAUCCACACACAGUACACUUUGGUGCCACACUACGGAUGAGAUCAAACCCAAAUAAGGCUCACGUCGUGAGUAGAGCAUCAAAAUCCGAAAGUUUGUCGAAUUGCCGCCUACGAAUUGAAAGAGACGAAUUUGUAAGAAUGCAGCCAUCCAACAAUCAAAACAUGGCUGCAUCACCGAACCCAUACAUUGACGGAAGCGUUCAUGCACAAGGGAGCAAGCAAGGUGCAACUUCAAAGUUACUUAAUGCUAGUGACGGUUCCACAAUUCCAGGAAGAACUGGUUUCAGCGUGGAUCAUCCUUUACCGAUGGCUAGUAUUGAGAGCCGACACAAGCCGUCCCACUGGCCAGAGACACCUCAAGCUCAGCUUUUCCUGCAGAAUUCCUGCCAGUGGUACUCUCAGCAAGCUGCCCAGCCAGUACGCACGCCUCGCUUGCAGCAGUUCCAGGGCUUUGUAGGAAAAUGCCAAUCGAACUUACGGUGGUGUCGGCAGGUCCCGGAAGGUCAAUUAGCUGCCGUUGAAGCGACACAUGCUGUUGAAGCCCGCCAGCCUCGGCCUCAUGCAUCCUUCCAAACGGCACAGAAGCAGGAACUAAUCAAUUUUGUGAGCGACCCUUCAGCGCUGCACUAUCUGUACUGCAACCAGCCCUUAAUGAAACAUCCUAAAUCUCGUGUAUCCCCGCUGCAGUCUGAGGGUUCGCCAACGUGUCAAGGCUUCAUCCGAUUUCAGCAGCCACCUACACGAACAGCAGCCCCUGGUAGCCUUCAAUUUGCCAACAGCAUAAUGGAACCCUCACAAGCACGCGGCUUGCCAAUAGUUGUUCCUGGGCCAGAACCCAGGAGCCCGAAAUUUGUGAGUAAUCCAAGUGCUCUCUUUAGUUGA
Eimeria necatrix is the source of this 5502-nucleotide messenger RNA. Its product is annotated as Aurora kinase, putative. Gene Ontology annotation, molecular function: protein kinase activity; ATP binding. Gene Ontology annotation, biological process: protein phosphorylation. The record is from RefSeq and is a predicted model, not a curated record. Lineage: Eukaryota; Apicomplexa; Conoidasida; Eucoccidiorida; Eimeriidae. The transcript has 4 exons. Bases 1 to 5502 code for a protein of 1833 amino acids.